AUGUCUGGAGGCUUUGCGUUCGUGACCGGCGGAGCGAGUGGCCUUGGCCGCGGGGUGGCGCAGAUGCUAGUAAAGAACGACAUCAAAGUGUUCAUCGUAGACCGAGACCUGGAGGGCGCCCAGAAGGUUGUGGAUGAACUGGGCUCGCAGAUGGCCAGAUGUGCCCAGGUCGACGUCGCCAACUGGAAUUCGCAGGUCAAGGCUUUCAGUCAGGCUGUGGCAGACUUUGGUCGGAUCGACUACGUCUACCCCAUUGCCGGCAUUGGCGAACGCGCCUGGAUCCCGAAUGAUCCUUCCAUGACGGGCUUCGUGCAGCCUGACCUGAGCGUGCUCGACAUUGACCUGACAGGAGUCUUUUACACGGUGGCAUUGGCUGUGCAGCAAUUCCGAAAGCAGCAACCCGGCAAGGACGGCUUCCGGGGCAAGAUCGGAACCGUGGCGAGCGUGUGUGGGUUCUACACCUGUCCUACUCUCCCCGUGUAUACGGCGGCGAAACACGGUGUCGUGGGACUGGUCAGGAGCUAUGGAAAAUAUCUGCCUGAGGAAAAGAUCACCUUCAACGCGGUCUGUCCGAAUGUGAUCCGAACCAACAUCUCCGCGGCCACCUUUUACGAUCAGCUGGACAAGGAGGGGUUGUUGUCGCCCAUCGAGGGGGUCAUCGGCGUGUUUGAGUCGCUGCUGGGGUCUAACGCGACAUCUGGGGAGACCUUCGAGAUUGGGCCCAACUACAAGGAACAGGGAGCGGUCGUCCGCAAGGGCAUCGAGUAUCUGGACAAGGAAAGCGAGAGGUGCUUCGAGUUGCUGUACCACCGGUCGCGCCCUCUGCAUCAGCCUCGUUGA
Messenger RNA from Fonsecaea erecta, 840 nucleotides. RefSeq lists its product as hypothetical. Gene Ontology annotation, cellular component: cytoplasm. Gene Ontology annotation, molecular function: oxidoreductase activity, acting on the CH-OH group of donors, NAD or NADP as acceptor. The transcript is spliced from 4 exons. The coding region runs from base 1 to 840 and encodes 279 amino acids. Lineage: Eukaryota; Fungi; Ascomycota; Eurotiomycetes; Chaetothyriales; Herpotrichiellaceae. The record is from RefSeq and is a predicted model, not a curated record.